UGACAGCCACGUCACCUCCUCCACAGCUUUCUUCCCGCACCAUAACUCACUGAAAUCUAGCUGAAAUGAGAGAAGUCCAGCUCACUGGUACCUAUUGACUAAAACACGCCUGUAGAUAUCGAUCCUGGAGACGCUGGCUGCGCUGCUGCUUCUUUUCCAUCUGUUUAUCUCAGCAGAGCUCCUGACUGCCCGCCUUUAGUAGCUGAACAACUCUGCACUCUCUCUUUCUUCUGUGGAGGCCGGUGAAGAGUUAAUUAAAGUUAGAAUUAAGGUUGUUGUUGAAGUGAGACAGCAGAAGCAUGAAUGUGUUUCGUCUGGCGGGGGACGUGUGCCACUUGUUGGCCAUCAUCAUCCUGCUCAUGAAGAUAUGGAGGUCCAGGUCCUGCGCUGGCAUCUCCGGGAAGUCUCAGGUGCUGUUUGCACUUGUCUUCACCACCAGGUAUCUUGACUUAUUCACGGUCUUCAUUUCAGCUUACAACACAGUCAUGAAGGUGGUGUUCCUGGCUAUGUCAUACGCUACUGUGUACCUGAUCUACAUGCGCUUCAAGAACACCUACGAUUCGGAGAACGACACCUUUCGCGUGGAGUUCCUGUUGGUCCCAGUCAUCGGGCUGUCCUUCCUUGAAAACUAUGUUUUCACUCCGUUGGAGAUCCUGUGGACUUUCUCCAUUUUCCUGGAGGCUGUGGCCAUAAUGCCGCAGCUCUUCAUGAUCACCAAGACGGGGGAGGCAGAGUCGAUCACCACCCACUACCUGUUCUUCCUGGGCCUGUACCGAGCCCUCUACAUAGCUAACUGGGUGUGGCGCUACCACACAGAGGGCUUCUUUGACCAAAUCGCUGUAGUGUCUGGAGUCGUGCAGACUAUUUUCUACUGCGACUUCUUCUACCUUUAUGUGACAAGGGUGCUUCGAGGAAGAGGAAAGAUGAGCCUGCCGAUGCCAGUUUAAAUCGGACACCUGUGCUGCGCCUUCACCCAUCUGUGCCUGCCGCGGUUCAGCAUCUGAGCGCCGAUCUUUGCCUUCGACUGUACUUGUAUUCAGCUAUGGGACUAGUGGUCUGGCAUCAUCCUGCAGACCAAAAAUGAAAAUGAUUUUCUUUUUGAAUGGUACUUUGUGUAUGUAUGAUUUUAAGUGUGAACUCCGUGUACAGUUCUGAUUUAUCCUGUCUUGACAUGCGAAUGUUACGCAGGACAUGUGUCUAUACAGCAUGGAAAAAUGUACUUUUUUCCAUUUUUUUUAUCUUUACCUUUUAGGAACUGAGCGAUUACGACUCUAUAGAGGGACUUACGUUUAGUUUUAUUAGCUACGCUAUUUGUUUGAAUGUUAAAUCCACACCUGGUGGUGGCGUCAGCAUUCCCAGGCAGAUUGUUGCCACUUCACACACAGUCUGUGGAGCCGGUGUUGUGGCUGUGCGAGUGCUGCUUUUUAAAGGUUUCUACAUUAAAACCGAUCGGCAAACUUAUUCUUAACAAAUAUUAUACCCGAAAAUCUGACACCUUCCUUUCUUUCUGUGUUGGUAGACACUUCCUGUGUAUUUUGCAAAAUAGUUCCUUUCCUACACAACAGACUUAACCUCUGCUGUGGAAAAAAAAAUGAUGAUAAUAUUAAUAAUAAUAAAGCUCUGUGGAAAUCUGUUUACUCAGUUCAGCGACUGUGAGCACAGAUUUGCAGUUCUCCCUUUCAAACAUAAUGAUAUGCUUCUGUAAACCUAUCUGCACUGUUCAAAAGCUGACGGCCUGGAUUUCCACAGUUAAAAGAAAAAAAAAGAAAAAUCUCUGCAGCUGGCUUUAGGCUCGCUUUUUACGUUCCUUUUUCUUAAGUAUGUUACCUGUUUGCUUUUGUUUUUCAUACAUAUUUGUAUUUCAGUGUAUCUCUUCAUGGGAGAAUAAAAAGGGCUAAAUAUUUUGUCACGCUAGAAGAGGCCAAAGAUGGAGGUUACCUGCUCCAGUGUUUUAGUUAAAUAACAAUGACUUUAAUGAAAAGAAAAAAAAAACUAUUUAAGGGUGAUUUUCUAUAACAAACCAUGUUUUUAGGAAUACAGAUGUGUCAAUCAACAAGAUGAAUUGCACAGAAUUUUUAUGCCUUCUGUAAAUUGUCCACAUAGACUGAAACACACGUGAAUACUAACUUUUGUGUAGACCGUUAACACGUGUCCGCUGUAAUUUCAUUCAGUAUGAUUUUACAGUGUUUGUGCAGAUGAAUGGAUCUAUAUCAUCUGGUGUGAUGUAUGUAAGUGAGUUUUCUUUCACAUAUCACUUCUGUGUAAUAAAGACCACACGUCUUCAAAAGACUUAAA
Messenger RNA from Cololabis saira (Pacific saury), 2295 nucleotides. RefSeq names its product ER lumen protein-retaining receptor 3. Gene Ontology annotation, biological process: protein retention in ER lumen; endoplasmic reticulum to Golgi vesicle-mediated transport. Gene Ontology annotation, cellular component: cis-Golgi network; membrane; endoplasmic reticulum. The record is from RefSeq and is a predicted model, not a curated record. Bases 300 to 947 code for a protein of 215 amino acids. Lineage: Eukaryota; Metazoa; Chordata; Actinopteri; Beloniformes; Belonidae. The transcript has 5 exons. Gene Ontology annotation, molecular function: ER lumen protein retrieval receptor activity.